CCCCCCCCCCCCCCCCCACCACCUCCUCCGACCCAGAGCACACACAUGGAUCAGAGGACUCAGGGGGGACCUACCACGCCACCCCCCCUCUCCGCCACAGCUCCCGCAGGCGAGCGCGAGAAGGAGGGCGUGGGUGGGAAAAAAGAGGAAGAGGACGAGAAGAGGAAGAAGGAACGCGAGGGGCCACAGUCACAGUCACAGUCACAGUCGGAGUCUGGCGCAGGCACCGAGGGGACGCCAGGUGACCCUUCCCAGCAACCGCAGCAGCAGCUGCCGCCGCAACAGUCCCCUCAGUUCUCCGUUAAAGAGGCCACGUACGCGGAGGGCAACGUCAAGAUGAAGAUCGGCCUGCAGGCCAAACGCAUGAAGAAGCCCCCCAAGAUCAUGGAGGACUACGUGUGCCGACCGGCCUUCCGGGCCACCGUACGACACACCGGGAGAGGAGGGGGAAGGGGAAGUCGGGGAGCAGGAGGGGCGAACGACACCACCACCACCACCACCACCGCCGCCAAUGCCUCUGCCACCACCACCGCUGCCACCACCACCACCACAGCCAACACCACCACGCCUGGCGGGCGCACACAGAGCCCGUCGCUCGGGAAAGAGUCGGAGAAGAGUCAGAGCGCCGGCACGCGGCCUGCCCCGCCUCCAGCCCAGACUCCUCCCCAUCAAGCCCCGCCCACAUCCACAAGCCCCAUCACUCCAGUCAAUGGAAGCCCACCGGCUAAGAGGGCUCCCCCAAAACUGGUCAGUAAGUCCGAGAGCAAACCUGAGGGGAAGGCGACGGCCUCAGCGGAGAGACCCCUAAAUCUCCACCGCCCGCUGCCGGACUCAAAGUUGCACUCCUCCACCAAGAAAGCUCCCCUGGCGCAGCCGAACGCCGCCCUGGCCAACUCCAGCCCGUCUCCCCCGGCACCCCCGGCGCCCUCCAACCACGAGCCCAAGAUGGACGGCGUCAUGAUGAAGCCGCCCCAGUUUGCGUUCGGCGAGGCUCAGCGGGAGCAGGACCGCGGGGUCCCCGGCUGGGGAGGCUCGUCCACCGUCACCGAGAAGCUGGCGCAGCUCAUCGCCACCUGCCCCCCCACCAAGUGCCCCAAGCAGCCUAAAGUGCGCCGGCCCUCCCCGUCGCCCUCGCACAGCAACUCGGUCCCCCUCAUCUCCAACCUGCAGCGGCCCGAGAGGGCCAUGGCCAACAGGGCCACCUACUCCCGCAUCCAGCACCUGUCCCCUCCACCGCCUGUCUCACGGCCCCCCGGCCGGCCUUACGGUUCACGCAACAAAGACAGUGUCAUGGACAAGCUGACCACCAGCUCCCGGAAAGAGGAAUCCGAUGGUGGGGUCAAAGGGAACGCCAGCAGCGGUAGCAGCAUCAGCUGCACCGCCACAGCAACCACCACCACCGCCGCCACCAGCUCUGCCCUUCACUAUGGCAACAGUCGCUUAACCACCGCCAACGACAGCAACGAUGGCAACAACAACAAUAACAGCAGCAGCAACAGCAGCAACAACAACAUCAUCAAGACUCAGUCACGGCUCACGCACGGUUCGCCUCACUCCUCUUCCUCACCCACCCUGUCCUCCUCUUCCUCCUCUUCCUCGUCUUCGUCAUUAGACCAGAGAACAGGAAGCGGCUCCACACACAUAGGGGCCUCAUCCAUGCUGGGCCCUCGACCGAGGCCCAGUCCCUCCCGGACGGAGGAGAGCGGCGAGAAGGACAGAGAGCGAGGAGAGCGCGACGGCAAGGACGGCCCCAGAGACUUGAGCAAAGGCUCGUCCCCCUCUGGGCUGGGGAAGUCGGAGGCGAAGGAGAGGGAGAGGGGCUUUGUCCUGGCCGCCAGAGGCGAGCGCGGAAAGAGCUCCAGCCCGGCCAAGAACAGCCCGCUCCGGGACAGCCGACCCAGCCGGACGGCGAGCCCGGCCGAGCCUGGGACGCGCCGGAACACCUCCCCGUCCGAGCCCUCGGGCGGCAGUCCGCCGCCACCUCUCAGCGACUCGGCGCCGGGGUCCCCAGGGUCGCCGGCCGAGCAGGACAACAAGCCGCUAAAGAAGCGCCGAGGUCGCCGGCCGCGGUGGACGCGCGUGGUCAACCGCUCCCAGAAGGCCGCACAGGACGCUGCUUUGAGCCAGGCCAAGCCUGGCAUGCCUAUGUCGGCCCUGGGGCCCAACCCACCUCCCGUCCGGAGACCCGUGGGGCGACCCCCGAACCCCAACAAGGUGCAGGUGCCCCCUGCCGUCCCACAGCUCUUCGACGCCCCGCCGAAGAAGAGGGGACGCCCCAAGUCCAAGAUGCCCCGCCUGGACGCCCCGGCCCGUGGGAGACCCCCUCUCAAGUUGGCCACCUCCAAGGUGUUCUCCAGCUUUAAGUCCAAAGAAGAACAGGACCCCCCGGUACUGCACCCUGAGGUGGACCUCAACCCCCCCAAGCCCAUGCCGCGAAAGCGGGGGCGCCCCAAGCGCCUUCCCCCUACACUGCCCCAGGAAGGCCAACCCCCUACAUUAGCUCCAGAGCAAGGCGACUCCGGCGACAAGACCUUCCGCAGCAAGGGCAACGGCCAGCUCAUCAUGAAGACCAUCAUCGGCAAAAUCAACAAGAUGAAGACGGUGAAGCGCAAGCGGCUGCUGAGCCAGAUCCUGCUGGGGUCAGGGGUCGGGCCGGAGGGCGAGAGCAGAGUGGCCGGAACCAGCACGACCAACACGGUGGCGGCCGCCACGCAGUCCCUGUCGUCCCUGGCCGCAACGUUCGGAGGGAAGCUGGGGCCCCAGAUCAACGUCAGCAAGAAGGGCACCAUCUACAUGGGCAAGAGGAGGGGACGCAAGCCCAAAGCGGCGGCUAACCCCCCUGCGGGGGCCCCGACGCCCCCUCCAGAGCCCUUCCUGUCCCCCAACAUGUCCUCCCCGCACCACCCGCACCCCUCCCAGUCUCUGCAGAGCCAGCAGCACCACCAGCUUCCCCCGACCGAUGUCUUCCCCUCGCCGUCUCUCUCGCAGUCCAGCGGCGGGCAGAGCCCCAUCAGCGAUGCCAGCUUCGUGGAGCCCGGCUCGGUGCACUGCACCCACUGCAGCCACGGGCACCACGGGCACCACGGCUUCCCCUUCGCACCGCCGACCUUCUCCGCGCCUUCGCCGCGCUCCCUGGGGCCCAUGGGCUCUGGCUCGGGUUUGGCCUCGGCGGCGUCUCAGAAGAAGUCCUCCUGCCGCGGCUACCACCACCACCACCACCACUACCGGACGCACUACCACUACAGGAAGGUGUCGCCACCCCGGCCACUGCUGCCCACCUCGCCCGCUCCGCUGAGCGAGCUGAAGGAGGCCACCCCGUCGCCGGUCAGCGAGUCGCACAGCGAGGAGACGGUGCCCAGCGACAGCGGCAUUGGCACUGACAACAACAGCACGUCCGACCGCGGCGAGAAGGCAGGAGGUGCCGGACUCGGUGGCGUCGGGAUGCCCCAGGGUGUCGCCAGCGGCCUUCUCAUGCCAGGGGUCAUGGGGUCGGCCGUGGGCGUCGGGGCGGGUCUCAGCCCGCGUGGCAGAAAGAGACAUGCCUCCUCGGUCCUGAUUGACCGACCCUCGCCUUCUCCCUCACCCCUGGGGGCCCGGUCGUCCCCCGACCCGCGGCGGGCUCACCCGGCCGCCGGCCCGGCCUCGGCACUGGUCGGGCACAAGGAGAAGCACAAGCACAAGUGCAAACGGCGGGGGCACGCGUGCCCGGCCUACGACAAGCUCAAGCGCCAGAAGCGCAAGCGCAAGAAGAAGUACCUGCAGUUGCGCUCACGCCGCCAGGACCCCGACUUCCUGGCCGAGCUGGACGAGAUCUGCGUGCGCCUGAGCGACAUCCGCAUCUCCCACCGCACGCCCGCCAUGCGUCUGGGCAGCAGCCUGGCGCUGGGCGCCGCAGGCGCGGGGGGAACCGGCAGGGGCGCCACCCUCGGUAGCGGGCGCAGUAGCGGCGGCAGUGCCAACCCACCGCCCCACCACUACCUGCACCGAGACCUGUUGCCCACCAUCUUCCGCAUCAACUUCAGCGGCUACUACUCGCCCCACCCCGCCUACCCCUGCGACUCCCUGCACUAUGUCCGCAAGCCCGACCUCAAGAAGAAACGCGGUCGCCCCCCUAAGCUGCGUGAGUCCAUGUCCGAGGUGCCCUUCGUGCCCGGUCUCGGCUUCCCCCUCUCCAGCGGUGGCUUCUACCACCCUUCCUACAGCGUUCCCUACUCCUCUGCCCCUCUGGGGCUGGGCUACUAUCGCGGUUACCCCCCGGCGAGCGCCCUCUACCCCCACCCGCACCACCAGCCUCCCCACUCGGCCGCCGCGCACCACCCGCACCACUCCCCCUCCUUCCCUCCGCCACCCCCGCCCUCCUACAUGCACCACCACCCCUCGCACCUGCUGCUCAACCCCUCCAAGUUCCACAAGAAGAAACACAAGCUGCUGCGGCAGGAGUACCUGGGCGGGGGCCGCUCGCCGGUUCUCUACCCGCCCAUGGCGCCCGAGCUCUCCUUCGGCUGGCACCACAAACACAAGCACCGGCACAAGCACCGCGAGCGCUGCGGCGGCCCCGACGAGCAGCUGGAGCGCGGCGGCAGCGCGGAGAGGGCCGAGCGGGCAGAACGAGGAGAGAGGGGAGACGGCGUCGGGCUGGGCAGAGGAGAGAGAGGAGGAGGAGGAGGAGGAGGAGGAGGAGCAGGAGGAGCAGGGGGCAUGGAGGCCCUGCAGCACUGUCGGUUUGGGAGAGACGGGUCGGCGGAGAGUGCCGGCAAGCCCACAUCGUCGUCAGCGGCGGCGGCUUCAGCCAACUCUCCUUCGUCGUCUUCCUCAUCCUCGGCCGAGCGCUACAAGAGGAAGGAGGCGUCGGCGUCGUGCCUGGGCCCCUCACGCCUGGCGCUGGGCAGUCGCGGCCACACGUCAGCCGACUCCUGGUUCCGAGUGGGCACCGCGGAGGCCGACUACGGCAAACUGUCGCACCACUCUGCCGGUCAGCCCGGCGCCUUCUCCGACGGACACGCUGCCCAGCCUAUCGGCUGCUCGGACAGCGAGGAGGACGAGGGCCUCUCCCCGGCGGAGGACGACGCUGAGCCGCCGAGCGCUCAGCACACCAACUUGUUCGCCUCGGCACUCACCAGGAGCUCGAUGCGUCCGGGUCGUGGCCGGAGGCCCGCCUCCUCGGACGGCGGUGGCGGCGGCCUUGCGCGAUUGGACAGAUCCCUCCGGAAGGACCGGUCCACCUCGGCGGAGAGGAGAGAGACAGGUGAGUUGUCCCAGCCUGUCUGUCCUCAACCUGUCUGUGUGGAUGAAACUACCCGAGAUGAAGAGGCGUCUCUGCUCUUGCAGCGUGUCCUGCGGAGUACUGUGUGGACGUCCAAUGGCAUGUGGCAUGUGCCCGACACACGGUCACAGCUCCACUGUGGAGGCCUCUACACCACCACCAGCAGCAGCAGCUCCCGCUAUCAGGGAGGGAUGCAGACUCGUGGUGCAAACCCCUCCGACUGCAUGGACGCCGGCCUGUUAUCUCGCCACCACCACCUCCACCAUCACCACCACCACCCGCACCACCCGCACCACCACCAGCACCACCAGCACCACCAGCAGCAGCAGCAGCAGCAGCAGCUCUCUCUCCACCCCUCCCUCUCUCACCCCCACUCAACCUCCAUCUCCGGUCGACCCAUCGGGCUGCCAACCAGCUCCAGCUGUUGCCGCGGCGACUCCUCUCCGUCUCGCCACGGCUCCUCGUCCUCGUCGAGCGGGCAGCGCGGCGCCCAGGCUCCCCCUCCUCCUCCACCGCCACCACCGCCGCCCAAAAACAACCUGCACCACGUCAACAAGAUCCUCCGCGCCAAGAAGCUGCAGCGCCAGGCGCGCACCGGCAACAACAUGGUGAAGAAGCGCGGGCCCGGGCGCCCGCGAAAGUACCCGCUGCCCUCGCCGCCCCCCUCGCCCCCCCCUCCCGCUCCUCCGCCAGCGCUGGCCCACGCUCAGCCCGCCCAUGGCCCGGAGCUGGCACGCCAGCGGGACAGAGAGCGGGCCGGCCGGGAGGCGGGGGACACGGUGACGGACGCCAUCGAGUCGGUGGUGCAGCAGGGCCAGCAGCGGCGCCGCGGCCGCAAGCGCAAACGCUGGGAGGAAGAGGAGCGAGAUGAGGAAGAGGAGGAGGAGGCGGCGGCGGCCGAGGAGGAAGAGGACGCAGCCGGAGAGGAAAGAGGCGGAGACGAGGAGGAGGAGGAGGAGGAGGAGGAGGGGGAAGAGGAGGAGGAGGAGCAAACGGCAGGAAGGGAGGAAGAGGCGGGGGCUAGCAGAGCGCGAGCAGGACCAGGAGGAGCAGGGGGAGGGCGAGGAUGGCUCACCCAGGAGGAGAUGCACUGUUUUCGCAGCGCGCUGGAGAGGAAACCUGAAGGUCAGGCCUCCGUCGCGGAAGGCCCUAGCCCCGCCCCUGCUCCCGCCCCCGUAGAACAGGCCCCACCCACCGCUGUGCCCACCCAACGGGAGAAGAGAGCCUCCAGACCGCCCAAGAAGAAGUUCCAGAAGGCGGGGCUUUAUUCGGAUGUGUACAAAACUGAAGAUCCACGCAGUCAGCUGCUGCAGCUGAAGAAAGAAAAACUGGAGUAUAUUCCAGGAGAACAUGAGUAUGGCCUUUUCCCUGCGCCUAUCCACGUCGGGAAGUACCUGAGACUUAAGCGCAUUGACUUCCAGUUGCCUUAUGACAUCCUGUGGCUGUGGAAACACGAUCAGCUCUAUAAGAGACCUGAUGUCCCACUCUACAAGAAGAUCCGAUCCAAUGUGUAUGUGGACGUGAAGCCUCUGUCGGGGUACGAGGCCACCACCUGUAACUGCCGUGCCCCGGAGGACCACGCCGAGAAGGGCUGUCAGGACGACUGCCUGAACAGGAUGAUCUUUGCGGAGUGUUCCCAGGGCACGUGUCCCUGCGGGGACCAGUGUGAUAACCAGCACAUCCAGCGGCACGAGUGGGUGCAGUGCCUGGAGCGCUUCCGUGCCGAGGGCAAGGGCUGGGGCAUCCGCACCAAAGAGUCGCUGCGCGCGGGCCAGUUCAUCAUCGAGUACCUGGGCGAGGUGGUCAGCGAGCACGAGUUCAGGAACCGUAUGAUGGAGCAGUACUUUUCCCACAGUGGUCACUACUGCCUUAAUCUGGACAGUGGCAUGGUGAUUGACAGCUACCGCAUGGGCAACGAGGCCCGCUUCAUCAACCACAGCUGCGAGCCUAACUGUGAGAUGCAGAAAUGGUCGGUGAAUGGCGUGUACCGGAUUGGACUGUUUGCACUUAAAGAUAUGCCCAGUGGCACGGAACUCACUUACGACUACAACUUUCACUCCUUUAACACUGAGGAACAGCAAGCGUGUAAGUGCGGCUCGGAGGAGUGCCGCGGCAUCAUCGGCGGGAAGAGCCAGCGAAUCAACGGCCUCCCUCCCAAGGCCAGCGGCUCAGGGGCCGGAGCUCGGAGGCUGGGGAGGUUCAAGGAGAAGCGCAAGUCAAAACACCAACUCAAGAAACGGGAGGAAGAGUCGAGUGACAGCAGCAAGUUUUAUCCUCACUUACUCAUGAAGCCUAUGUCCAACAGAGAGAGGAACUUUGUACUGAAGCACCGCGUGUUCCUCCUGCGGAACUGGGAGCGCAUGCGUGAGAAGCAGGAGAUGCUGAAGAGGGAGGGAGAGCGUGAGCGCGAGAGGGACAACAGUAGCCUCUCCGCAUACACGCGCUGGGGCGGCGUCAUCCGCGACGACGGCAACAUCAAGUCAGAUGUGUUCCUGACGCAGUUCUCUGCGCUGCAAACCUCCCGCUCGGUGCGGACGCGACGGCUGGCGGCAGCCGAGGAGAACACCGAGGUCACCCGCACUGCCCGGCUGGCCCACAUCUUCAAGGAGAUCUGUGACAUGAUCACCAGCUACAAGGACUCUGCAGGUCAAACACUAGCUGCUCCUCUGCUAAACCUACCCUCAAGGAAAAGGAACACGCAGUACUAUGAGAAGGUGUCUGACCCGCUGGACUUGAGCACCAUAGAGAAGCAGAUUCUAACGGGUCAUUAUAAAACCGUGGAGGCCUUCGACUCGGACAUGCUCAAGGUGUUCCGCAAUGCAGAGAAGUAUUACGGGCGCAAGUCGGCGGUGGGCCGCGACGUCUGUCGGCUCAGGAAGGCGUACUACGGCGCUCGGCACGAGGCGGCCGUCCAGAUCGACGAGAUCGUCGGCGAGACGGCCAGCGAGGCCGACAGCUCCGACUCGCUGGAGCGGGACCACGCCCAUCACCACCAUCACCACGGCAGCGCCGGCAGCCACGACAAGGACGACGACAUCAUCCGCUGCAUCUGCGGGAUGUACAAGGACGAGGGCCUGAUGAUCCAGUGCGAGAAGUGCAUGGUGUGGCAGCACUGUGACUGUAUGCGUCUGGAGGCCGAGGUGGAACACUACCUGUGUGAGCAGUGUGACCCCCGCCCUGUGGACCGGGAGGUACCCAUGGUGCCUCAGCCCAGCUACGCCCAGGCUGGCUCCAUCUAUUACAUCUGCCUACUCAGAGAUGACCUGCUGCUACACCAAGGGGACUGCGUGUACUUGAUGAGGGACAGCAAGCGGACGCCAGAAGGUCAGCCUGUACGACAGUCCUACCGGCUCCUAUCUCACAUCAACAGAGAGAAGCUGGACAUCUUCCGCAUCGAGAAGCUCUGGAAGAACGAAAAAGGGGAACGGUUUGCCUUCGGACAUCACUACUUCCGACCGCACGAGACGCACCACUCUCCGUCGCGGAGGUUCUACCAGAACGAGCUCUUCAGGGUGCCACUGUACGAGAUCAUCCCUCUGGAGGCAGUGGUGGGCCCCUGCUGCGUGCUGGACCUCUACACCUACUGCAAAGGGAGACCCAAGGGCGUGAAGGAGCAGGAUGUAUACAUCUGUGACUACCGGCUGGACAAGUCCGCACACCUCUUCUACAAGAUCCACCGCAACCGCUACCCCGUGUGCACCAAACCGUACGCCUUCAACCACUUCCCCAAGCGGCUGGCACCCAAGAGGGACUUCUCUCCCCACUAUGUCCCAGACAACUACAAGCGCAACGGCGGCCGCUCAGCCUGGAAGAGCGAGCGGCCGAAAGGACCGACACCCUGCGAGGACGAGGACCGGGGCUCCGCUCCGUUCCCCCGCGACACCGAGGAGGUGGGAACCCGAGGAGGAGGAGCCGGUGGAGGAGGAGUAGGAGGAGGUGCAGCGCCGGGGCUGGAGCAGGAGCCAGACGCCCCCCAGGACGAGACCAGCGGCGCCCUGGGGCGACUACAGCCCGGCACCCAGCCGCAUCCGCCUGGAGAGGCCGACGAGGAGGAGGAGGAGCCCGAGGAGGAGGCGGAGGAGUUGGAGGAGCAGAGGGAGAUGGGCGAGGGCUCAGCGGAGAGAGUAGGAGGAGGAGGUGGAGGAGAAGGAGGAGGUGGGGGAGAGGCGUCGGAGGCCGUUCCCUCGUCCUCGUCGUCGCCCCUGCACCACUCGGCGCCUCUGAGCCGGCGGGAGGCCCAGCGAGACCGACUCAACAAGAUCCUACUGGAGCUGCUGCACAGAGCGCCCAGCAAACAGGUGAUUGACGUGACCUACCUGCUGGAGGAGGGCUCUGGGAGGAAGCUGCGCAGACGUACGCUGGGAUUGGGUGACCUAGUGGGCAGGAAGUGACGUCAUCUUCAACAACCCUGCUGCCUGGCAAGCACGUUUCCCUCUCUGUAGCCGGGUGAAGGAGCAAAGGGAUGAGGAGAAGACAGGAGCAAGGUUGGGCAGAGAGAGAGACGGAAGCAGAGGAGGAGGUGUCUCUCUCUCUCUCUCUCUCUCUCUCCAUCUGCAGGACACCGCAGCCUAAAUCCCUACUAGAGGAUUCAUAGGAAAGUGACCGUUUCUCAGGGUGACGUGUGGACGUUUCCAUGGCGCCCAGGGCCCUGACAUAAUUCAAACCCAUGACGAUGCAAUGAGUGUCAAAAACAAAAACAUAGGAACCUGUAAAAUUUUUUUUUUUUUUUUUUUUUUUUUGUGGCGCUUUACAGAGAACUCUACAACGCAAAAUAAAACAAAGCAAACACAAAACAACAAACAAACAAAAAAGAAACUAAACGAAAAAGCCUUGGAAAGACUGAAUUACAGACUUAUAACUCCUAGAAGGGGACUCAGACCUUAAAGAAGAGACGGACGAAAGAGGAGUGAGGAGCAGACCUGGGACUCGCGCCUUCCCUGGUCUCUCCUCAAGGACACGCUCGGGGAAGGAGGAAGACGAGGAAGAGGAGGAGGAGAAAGGGUAGCAGAGAGGCUCCCAGUGCCAGGUACUGAACUUAGGGAUGCACAGCAACAGCAGGAACGGGCCAGUAGUGCCCCCUAGUGGCCGAGAGUGGCAAAGACAAGCGUUUUUUUGAUCCUAUAUGGGAAUGAGCAGCCAGAUGAGGGAGGGAGGGUGGCGGUGGGGGGUGGGGGGGGGGCUAAGCAUAGGAAGUGCAGUGUAGCACGCUUACACACUGCCAGGAGAAAGAGAGGACAGGAGGAGAGGAGAUGAGGCAAGGAAAUUUGAGGAGGAGCUUUGGCUAAACUGCACUUUUGACACCACGGACAGCGGAGGCUCCCAGGAUGCAGCGCACACACACUAACACACAGUAUUGGAAGAUGCUGUCUUGCAGAAGAUAAAAAAAAAAAAACAUAACAACAACAACAAAAAAACAAACAAAAAACAAACAACAAAAAACAAAACAGAUGACUUACUAAGUAUAUUCUCUCUCUUUCUUUUCAUUUUCUUUUUCCUGUUUUACUGUAAUACUUAACAAAGCAUUGGAGAGGGGUGGGGUUUCUGUGAGCAGAGCUUUUUUGUGAUUGGUCUGUGAGGUAACUAGUCCCGCCCUGUUUGAAGUCAUCAAACUUCACCAGCGAAUAGGAGAAGGAACAGAUUGGUUAUCAGGCACAGGAGGGAGCUGGCCUGAGUAUCGCCUUAGAGUGCCAUGGUCUUGACUGGUGUGUGUGUGUGUGAGUGUGUGUUUGUAUGUUUGUAUGUUUGUAUGUGUAUGCAUAUAUGUGUGUACAUGACCGUGUGUGUUUGUGUGUGUGCGUGUGUGUGGUAACCACCAGAAUUCUUAAAAAACUGAAAAGAAAAAAAACUAAGGGCUUGAAAGCAAUGAUAAAAGUUAUUGAUGAAUUAAUUAUAAUUAAUGGUUAAACGGUAGAAAUGGAAUAUGAUGGAAGCAGAGAAAACAGUGUAUCUUGUGAUGUCAGAUUUUCUGUGGGUUGGGGGGUGGGGGUAAGUCAAGGGCGGUCGGGGGGGGGGAUCUUUUGGUUCUUUUUAUAAUUGCUUUCCUGGUGUUUUUUUUUUUCUGGUUGCCAUGGAGAAUGUUAAUAACAGAUUGUGAUGAGAUUUCCUUUCCGCCGCACCUGUGCUGAGAGAGACAGGUGUGUGUGCUUGUCCCUCUUCGCCAGGUGGAGAGGCAGGAGAAGAGAGGGAGACGCGGAAGGCUAAAUAAGAAAAAAACUGACAGAGAACGAAGCGUUGUAUAGUGCCAAGCUAUGUAUAUAUACUGACUGGGAAAUGAGAGAGGAGUCUCCAAAAGCAAUAUCUUGAUAAUGGAUUUUGUGUAUUGUACAGGAAUCAACCUUAUAUGUAUUAUUAUUAAUUAUUAUUAAUUAUUAUUAUUGAUUAUUAUUAUUAUUAUUACCAUUUGUAUUUCUAUACUCGUCACAUGUAAGCUUGGGGCAGGCAGAAAGGUACCCUGUGGUCGAGCAACCAGAAAGACAUGAAAACCCGUUGCCUAAAAACCCAAAUUUGAUGUAACAUGCAUGAGCGAAAGGAUUGUCAGAUCAACUUUCCAGAAGGCAUUGGGGCAUUGCAGUGACCCUGACAUGACAUCCCGUCACUGUAGCUUUCGAUAUUGACGUUAUUGUUAAUUAUUACUCUUUUCCUGAGGAGAGUGAACAAAAGUGGCUCCUCGUUUUUUUGCUGCAAAGUGUUGAACACUAAAAAAACAAACCCGUGAUAUUUCUGAACGUGACAGGACCCAGAGGCGAAGCUGUCAGCGCCGGAUAUCAUGUUCUUAAUUUCCUUUUUCUUUUUGAUUUUUUUUUUUAUUGGAAAAAAAUGGUUCCGUUUUUGUGAUAGCGGUCAUUAACUAUGAUGCUUGUAUUUCUUGUAUUUGUGUGUUUUUGUGUGAUUGGUUUAGUUAUUUUUAGACAAUCACAAAAUAAGAUGCAAGCAUUGUAUAUGAGCAGACUGGCGGACAUUUUGUGAUGUUGUGUACAGUUUGUCAAAACUUCUUCCACUCUGGUUCAAAGUUUGUAAUUAUGAUUCUAAAGUCAUAAAAUGCUGUUGGUUUUUACUUUUGGUUUUAUAUUCUAUUUGUUUUGUUUGUUUGUUUGUUUUUUAAUAAAAAAGCACUACAUUAUUGUGAAUAUA
This is a messenger RNA of Alosa sapidissima (American shad), 12394 nucleotides long. RefSeq names its product ash1 (absent, small, or homeotic)-like (Drosophila) (gene ash1l). Gene Ontology annotation, cellular component: nucleus. The coding region runs from base 46 to 9654 and encodes 3202 amino acids. The transcript has 27 exons. NCBI's taxonomy places the organism in Eukaryota, Metazoa, Chordata, Actinopteri, Clupeiformes, Clupeidae. The record is from RefSeq and is a predicted model, not a curated record. Gene Ontology annotation, molecular function: chromatin binding; DNA binding; protein binding.